GUCCCUGGAGUUGGGGACUGGCUUCAGUAGACUGCUAGUCUCUGGCACAGUUAUUUUGGGGGUCGUGGGCUGAAAAGUUUGGGAACCCCUGUAGUGCAGACCGUCUGUCGUCUAUGCCAAAAACUGGACGUGUGUGUGAGGAGCUCCACGGAUUGCUCCAUUUGGACCUGGGUACGGGCACGUCACUGUACCCAGGAAGAAAAAGACAAAUCUCCGACGAGGCGUUCCGGGGCGGUUUGUGACUCUGCAGACCGUUUACAUGCAGGAAAAGCUUCAUAACACACAAGGGGACGGGUACUAACCGGAAAAGCAUGACCUUUAAAAUCCGUCCUCAACAGACGGGGUUUGGGGUUUGCUUGAAACUCGGGCUUUUAUUUUGAAAAGCUUUGAAAUCAGUAUCGAGCGCUCUCAUUGGCUCCUCUGUCAGCCAAUGAAGAAAGCCCUUGUACGCAUGCCCUGCUUUCUCCAUGUGAGAAGUGCUACAUGCUAAAGAAUCAUCAUGCUUCGCCGAGAAGUGAGACAGCGUCGAGAGUACCUGUACAGGAAGGCCCAGGAGGACCGGCUCCGAACCAUCGAGGAGAAGAAGCAGAAGCUCAAGGGAGCACUUGAAGAAAAUCGUCUCCUCCCAACUGAAGUACGCAAAGAUGCCCUGGAGCUGCAGAAACUACUGGAGUACGACGAUGAAGGAGCAGAAGGUGUCAGCUCACACAUGGAUGAUGAGUAUAAAUGGGCCGGAGUGGAAGAUCCUAAAAUCCUGGUGACCACCUCCAGAGACCCCAGCUCCAGACUCAAAAUGUUCUCCAAGGAGAUAAAGCUGAUGUUUCCUGGAGCCCAGCGCAUGAACAGAGGAAACCACGAGAUGAACGCACUGGUCGGCGCCUGCAAAGCCAACAACGUCACUGACCUCGUCAUCAUACACGAAACCAGAGGAAACCCAGACGCCCUGGUGGUGUGCCACUUGCCUUUUGGACCCACGGCAUACUUCACCCUGUACAACGUGGUCAUGAGGCACGAUGUUCCCGACAUCGGCACCAUGUCUGAGGCCUACCCCCACCUCAUCUUCAACAACUUCUCCUCCCGCCUCGGCACCAGGGUAUCAAAUAUCCUCAAGUAUCUCUUCCCGGUGCCAAAGGAGGACAGUAGGCGGGUCAUCACGUUCUCCAACCAAGAGGACUUCAUCUCUUUCAGACAUCACACCUACAAGAAAACAGACCACAAGAACGUGGUGCUGACUGAAGUCGGACCCAGGUUUGAAAUGAAAUUGUAUAUGAUCAAACUGGGCACCCUGGAGAACGAGAGUACGGCGGAUGUGGAAUGGCGUCACCAUGCAUACACACACACAUCCAAGAAGAGGAGGUUCCUCAGUGUGCAAUAAAAAUAGUAAUAAAGCAAACUGUUGUACAAAACUGUGCUUUCUGGACUAUGUUUUAUACCAUUCUUAAAAUAUGGUGUUUUUUAAAUGACAAGUGAGUUUAUUUGACCAAAUAUAGAGAGUUUCACACAGUCAAACUGCAUCGUAUUCAUCAAGACUAAGUCAUUUUCAAAACCAAAUUCAAAAUGUUAUUAUAACUGUUGUACUAUUUUAAAAAUAAAAUGUGUAUCUUUACAUUUA
Gymnodraco acuticeps is the source of this 1612-nucleotide messenger RNA. It is a transcript of the gene imp4, whose product is annotated as IMP U3 small nucleolar ribonucleoprotein 4. Gene Ontology annotation, cellular component: Mpp10 complex; nucleolus; small-subunit processome. The record is from RefSeq and is a predicted model, not a curated record. NCBI's taxonomy places the organism in Eukaryota, Metazoa, Chordata, Actinopteri, Perciformes, Bathydraconidae. Gene Ontology annotation, molecular function: snoRNA binding; rRNA primary transcript binding. Bases 500 to 1375 code for a protein of 291 amino acids. The transcript has 9 exons. Gene Ontology annotation, biological process: rRNA processing.